This is a messenger RNA of Cylas formicarius (sweet potato weevil), 605 nucleotides long. It is a transcript of the gene Alr, whose product is annotated as FAD-linked sulfhydryl oxidase ALR. NCBI's taxonomy places the organism in Eukaryota, Metazoa, Arthropoda, Insecta, Coleoptera, Brentidae. The coding region runs from base 102 to 605 and encodes 167 amino acids. The transcript has 3 exons. Gene Ontology annotation, molecular function: flavin adenine dinucleotide binding; flavin-dependent sulfhydryl oxidase activity. Gene Ontology annotation, cellular component: mitochondrion. The record is from RefSeq and is a predicted model, not a curated record.
GUCGAAAUAUAUGAAAAAAAUUGUUUUUCAGGAAUGUCAAAAUUUUCGUGGUUAGGUAAUAUUUCACAAUUUUUCGUAAACUAUGCAUUAUUUUGAAGACGAUGAACAGGCGUCCAUCACCUCUAGAGAAUGAACAGUGCAGACAAUGUUCCAGCUUCUCAGAUUAUCUGAAAUCUACAAAAAAGAAAGGAAAAGAUGAUCACAACCUAACAACCGGUGGAUCAAAUCAGACUGUGGAAGAAGAAUCGAAAACAAGAAGAACAGACUGUCCCUUGGAUAAAGAUGAGCUUGGAAACAAAACAUGGAGCUUCUUACACACCAUGGCCGCAAAGUAUCCAAUUACACCCACCGUUACUCAGCAAAACGACAUGAAGACUUUUUUCAAUGUUUUUUCUAAAUUUUACCCAUGCAAUGAUUGUGCUAAAGAGUUCCGUGAAGAGCUAAAAGUGGAACCUCCUCGGGUAGAAUCGCAGGAAGCGCUUAGUCAAUGGCUCUGCAGAAUACACAACAACGUUAAUGUUAAAAUAGGAAAGGAUGUUUUUGACUGCACCAAAGUAAAUGAAAGGUGGAGAGAUGGUUGGUUAGAUGGCUCCUGUGAUUGGUGA